Messenger RNA from Drosophila takahashii, 852 nucleotides. RefSeq names its product dim gamma-tubulin 2 (gene dgt2). The record is from RefSeq and is a predicted model, not a curated record. NCBI's taxonomy places the organism in Eukaryota, Metazoa, Arthropoda, Insecta, Diptera, Drosophilidae.
CUUUUAUUUAGUGGCGUUGCCAUAUCGCAGCCAUGCGCUUGCCCAUUCGAAUUAAACAAUCAACUUGUGGACAAUCUUAGCAUUUUACCUCCUAAAUGGAAGAUGCAUCCACCACGCUCUUGCCCGGAGAAUCGGAAGAUCUGCGGGAGGCGCGCGACACGGAGCUGAAGAAGGUGCUCAAACUGAAAUUGGUUUUAGACGAGCUGCGUCGCCUGGAUUUGGGGCCAAAUCCGAGUGCGGAAAUUAAGAGAGCCCUCAAAUUGGUUUCCAUCGGCAGUCAUGCGCGACUGGGCGAGAUCGAGGUCGGUGGUCACGAGCAAGUGCUGGGCUUGCAGAAUGGCAGCAGUUAUCCGCCCUUGAGUUACACGGAUCGCAAGACGGUGCGCACCAAACUAUCCGCUCAGCUGCGUUCCACUUUGAAACCCAUUGCCGAACUGGGCGACAAGAUGCGCGAGGAGUUUCCGGACGCCUUCGGUGGUCAGGAGACAGACUUAACUCGCGACCAAAAGGAGAUCCUGCGGCUGGAGGAGGAGCAACGCAGCGGACUGCAGCAACUGGUGACGCUUCUAGGUCGCAAAUGCUCCCUGCUGAAGGACUCUGCCGAACUGAAACUGGGACCGCAAAUGGCAAACGAACUGAAAUUACAACAGGCGCAGGCGCAACUUGUUCAACUAAAAGCGGAGGUACUGCGCGAUUACUUGGUCCACGAAUCCGCCUCACGCACCGAUAACAGCGUCAAGGCGCACAAGGAGGUGGAGGCGCACCUGGACGAGCUGCUCGCCGCCCAGAAAUAAAUUAGGAAAACUAUAACUAUGUAAAUUAGGUUUAAAUAUAUUACAAUUGUUAGUCAAA